UAUUUCAACAUGGUUAGAUUUGGCAUUGAACAUGUGAAGAUGAUUACUUACAGCGCAAUAGGCAAUCGCCAGGGGGUCUCCAACGAGAAGUUCGGUGAUGACAUUGACAGCCAGGCAGGUUACAUCAUCAAUGAUUCCCGGCACCACCAGUUGAGGCGUCGGAGACGCAAGAAUUGAUGUAGAUAGUGUCAAGGCCACAGCGGCCAGUGAAGAGAACGAAUGCUUCAUGGUGUCAACACUUGAACUGUUAGGUUCGCGGAUGAUGAGUGAAGGUCGGCGGGGAGUUAGAGGAUAUAUAGCAGGGUCUAAAGCAUGUUAUUAUAUAGUUUUUCUUCUUCUUCUCCCAUUCUUCUCCCCGCUUUAUUAUGUUUUACUAUUACUCCCCGACAAUUCAAACUCUAUCCCUAGAGGGCUGUGUUAUGAUUUGCCUAUGAGACGAGAAGGGCUAGUUGUCUACCCGAUUUUGGCGCAUCUGUGUCAUGAACAACACAUCAAAGAAUCACUUGAUACACCGCUCCUCCAUAUAAAUGUAAGGGAGAUGUCGCUUCGAGAUUACCAAAAAAAAAGCCACUUUUUACGAUUGAAGCCUAAAAACCGUGCAUUCGGAUGCGUGGAGCACAUGAAACCUACCAAAUGAAGACAUUAAACAAGUCGCAAUACGAGAGUCUAGUCUCGCAAAACAUAAGUCAAGACGUGAUUCUGCCAAGAUGAUGAAAGACAUUACUAGGAUCCC
Trichoderma harzianum CBS 226.95 is the source of this 733-nucleotide messenger RNA. RefSeq lists its product as hypothetical. Lineage: Eukaryota; Fungi; Ascomycota; Sordariomycetes; Hypocreales; Hypocreaceae. The transcript has a single exon. The record is from RefSeq and is a predicted model, not a curated record. The coding region runs from base 227 to 637 and encodes 136 amino acids.